Molecule: messenger RNA, 1071 nt
Organism: Blepharisma stoltei
Lineage: Eukaryota; Ciliophora; Heterotrichea; Heterotrichida; Blepharismidae
Source: the annotation of a GenBank genome assembly
AUGAAUUGUAUUUGCUACCUUACUCUGUUUCAAAUAACUUACUCAAUUGGUGAUAUGCUGAUUUAUGUGCUUUAUUCUGAGAAAACGAAUUCAAACUUGCAAGCAGAUAUGAAUAGUAGCUUACAUAGAACGAUUAACCAAAAUGAAUCAUACUUCGAUGUACAGCUGCUAGAAAUCGAUACUGCUUCAAAUUUAGCUGAUAUUUUAGUAGCUCAACAAUUUUUCCUUACUGUAGACGCAACUUUCGAUUUACACUACAGCAAAAUAAUAAACCAGUACACUGAGGAAAAUAGCAUUAUAAAUCUUAUGUUAAGUCUUGAUUCCAGCUUUGAUGGUGAAUGGCAAUUUUUUCUUCACAAUUCUGCUGCUCAACAUCAACAAGUCGCUGAAAUGACUAUUAAUUAUUUUGGGUGAAAGAAUAUGGCAAUAAUUUCUGAUGAGCAAUCGAUAAAUGUAAAUAUCGCAUCAAGUCUUGAAAAAAUGCUGAAAAAUCGUGUCUCAUUAAAGUUGAUACUUCCUCAGUCAAUAAAUAGAGACAGUGUCGAGAGCUUAGUUGGCAAAAUAAUUAAGCCAAAUGGCAUUCAAAUGUUUUAUAUUUUGGAAGAAGGCGAAAUUUUUAUUAAUUUUAUUGACUCUCUCCCUCUGUGAGAGAAAACAAAAAUUUUUUAAUAUAAACAGUUUUAUUAAAAAGAAUUUGAUAUAUAAGUGAUAAUUAUUAUAAUGAAAUCUCUAGCUAAUUCUUCUGAAUUUAAACGGCAGCAAAUUAAAUUAAUUUUACCUCUCAAUUUUACGAAUUGGAAUUUUUUUAAAUUUGGAAAAAAUUUACUAUAAAGCUUAUAUAUAAUUUUUUAGAAGAAAAUUAAUCCUUGAAUGAACAAAAUGUUUUUGGUCGCUAACAGAAGGAGGAGUGAGAAUUUAAAAAAUAAAAACAUUUAUAAAAAAGGUGCUGGUGUUUUAGGAGGAAGUUCUAGCAUUUGAGCAGCUAGCGAGAAUGGAAUGCUUAUAUAUGUUGAAAAAGGACUAGAGACUGCAAAAUCUUAUGCAGAAUAUGAAAUGCUAGCGAUAAAAUAG